AUGGCGGGCAGCAGCAGCACGCCGCCGGUGGUUCGGCGACUGCCUGACAUGGCACCUCUGGUCGUCAAAGGAGUCAUGCUGUCGCGCCAGAAGGAGCUACCCAAGCUGCCCGUGCCGCCACUUGCGGAUACGCUGGAGCGCCUGUGGCUCUCGCUGAUGCCCAUACUGAGCGUGGAGGAACUCCAGGCCUCCCGAAAGGUGAUCGACAGAUUCGGUGAGAAAGGUGGUGAGGGUGAGUACCUGCACAGGAUGCUGACGUACCGGUACAAGCGUCUGGACAACUGGCUGGACGAGUGGUGGCUGAAUACGGCGUACCUGGACGUGCGGACUCCCCUGCCGGUGUACUCUAGCCCGGCAGCCAUCUUUCCCCGGCAGACGUUCAAUUCGGAAGAGGACUUCCUCCUAUUCGCUGCCAAGUUGACGGCUGCCCUACUGGAGUUCAAGGACCUAAUCGACAGGCAAGCGCUCCCUCCCGAUUUGAUGGGUCACCUGCCGCUGGACAUGACCAUGUACUUCAAGCUGUUUUGCAUGCACCGCGUGCCGAAACCCGGGCGUGACGUGCUCGUCUCGUACGCCGACGAGCCCGACUGUCCGCGCCACAUCGUUGUCAUACACAACAACCACAUGUUUCUGGUGAAAGCGUACAACGGUCGCAAGCCAUACAAGGAGCGCGACUUGUACCCUUUGCUGAUGUCGGUGGUAAACGAGUCGCGCACUCCGGCUCCACCUGUUGGCUUUCUCACCACUGAGGACCGGGACUCUUGGGCCACGGCCUGCGAGCGACUUCUCGCCGACGAGACCAACAAGAAGAGCUUGGAAGCGCUGCAACGGAGCAUACUGGUUCUGUGCCUGGACGAGCCGGCCGGUGAGACCGGAGAAUGGGAGGUGCGCUCCCCGCUUCACAUGCUCGUCGGCGGCGGGAAGGCCCAGUGCGCCGGAAACCGUUGGUACGACAAGACCGUGCAGGUCAUCGUCGGUGCCGAGGGUGACGUAGGUCUGGUUCUGGAGCACUCGCCCGUCGACGGCACUGUCGUGGUUCCCGUCAUGGACUACUGCUACACGUACAUGAAGAAGACGUCAAGGCACAAGCUUGACCCUCCGAGUUGCCCCGACGACAAACCCAUCAAAUUGGAGUUCAACCUCAGCAAGGAGAGCCUCGACGACAUCGCCGUGGCCAAGGCCAAAAUAGAAGAGUUGGCACAGGACGUGGACAUCCUUGAUCUCCGGUUCACGGAUUACGGCAAGGAAUUCAUCAAAUCAUGCCGUAUGAGCCCCGACAGUUUCGUCCAGAUGGCAUUCCAGCUGUCCUUCUUUCGGUUGCACGGCCACAGCCCGGCGACGUACGAGAGCGCGUCGACGCGCAUGUUCCUGCUGGGGCGCACCGAAGCCAUCCGGUCGCAGUGCACGGAGAGCGACAAGUUCUGCCGGGAGUACCUGAAGGGAACACUAAACAUGGCCGAAAAGGACGCUAUGCUCAGGAACGCCGCCGCCUCUCACAAGGAAUACGCCACGCGCGCUCUGUACGGCGAAGGAGUGGAUCGAGUGCUGCUCGGUCUCAAAAAAGUCGCAGAGGAAAUGAAUAGACCGCUGCCGGACCUCUACAGUGACCCCGGUUAUCUCAAGAGCAUCACGUACGAGUUGUCCACCAGCCAGGUGUCGGCGCACAACGACAUUCUCAUGUCAUUCGGCUACUCGGUUCCCGGAGGCUACGGAAUCUGCUACAACAACCAGAGCAGCCAUUUCCGCUUCAGCAUCUGCACGCGCCACUCCGACCAGGAGACUUCGGCGGCAAAAUUUCGCGACGCGCUGGUGACGACGCUCAAGGAGUUCGGCACCAACCUCACCACGCUGCAGAAGUGCAAAAUCUGA
Molecule: messenger RNA, 1869 nt
Organism: Rhipicephalus microplus (southern cattle tick)
Lineage: Eukaryota; Metazoa; Arthropoda; Arachnida; Ixodida; Ixodidae
Product: carnitine O-acetyltransferase-like
Biological process (GO): carnitine metabolic process, CoA-linked
Cellular component (GO): peroxisome
Molecular function (GO): carnitine O-acetyltransferase activity
Source: RefSeq, a predicted model, not a curated record